UCUUGCAAACCGCCGUGAGAUCGCAAGAGCUUGGUGCGAUCCUGCUCUUUCUAUCAAAUACUCAUGGCAGAAGAGUGAAAUCGUUCCCAGAAUAAUAACGAACUGGUGUGGUAGAGCUACAAAGGCUCGGUGUAAGGGAAAGCAAACCUAAUUUCGAAAGAUUUAGGUGCAACACUGCAUUUUUGGCUGUAGAUUUUGAUGCAGCAUGCUCAUCGGUGACAGUCAGUUCUUCAGCGCCCGACCGAGCCAUCGGCGGCUGAUACUAGGUCUCGUUCUAGUAUUAUGUUUGGACUUCGUGUUGACCCAGCAAGAGUCCCUUCAACUUGAUGACACGGCAUUAGGAAUACAAGGAGACCAGGGAUCAAAUAGAUGCAGGGGCAGGGAUUGUACUACAGGUAGCUGUAAAUGCGUGGGAGAGAAAGGCUCAAGGGGUCCACAUGGACUUCCCGGAGAACAAGGAAUCCAGGGAUUGCCCGGCAUGGAAGGACCCGAGGGUCUAUCAGGUCCAAAAGGCUACAGCGGAGAGUCGGGACGUGCCGGGCCACUAGGACCCAAGGGCGACCGGGGUAGGAUUGGCCAGCCAGGUUUCCCAGGUAUCAAUGGAAUUCCGGGUAUCCAAGGUUCUCCUGGAGCUACAGGCCGACCCGGUAUGGACGGCUGCAACGGCACUGACGGAUCACCAGGUCUUCCUGGCUCGCUGGGUCCUGAAGGACCGCCAGGCCUGCCCGGGUACCCAGGACCUACUGGUCUGAAGGGAGAACCAGCUGUCACUGGUCUGAAGGGAAUGAAGGGAUUGCCAGGCAUAAAUGGUCAACCAGGUCAACCGGGCCCUCGUGGAUUCGAUGGUGAAUCAGGCCGUCCAGGACCCCCGGGACCUAUCGGCCGUCCGGGCCCAGCUGGUCUGUUGGGACCAAAGGGACCAAAAGGCAACAUGGGUCUUGGUAUGCAGGGCUUGAAAGGAACUAAGGGUGAUCUGGGACCACCGGGUCCAACUGGUACUCAAGAAUUCAAAGGCUCUAAAGGACUGAUUAUUGUUAAGGGUGAUUCAGGACCCAUGGGUAUGAAGGGUAUGAAGGGUGAUUAUGGCAACACAGGUAUGAAGGGAGAGACAGGUGAUCUCGGUCACUCAGGAUUGCCCGGGCCACUUGGAAUGAAAGGUGAAAAGGGUGUGCCAGGACCAGCUGGACCCAGAGGCAAGCAAGGUUUCCCGGGACCACAAGGCAUUCAGGGCUUCAAGGGUGACAGAGGCAAUGACGGACAGCCCGGCUGGCCAGGCAUUUCUGGUAGCAAGGGAGAUUCAGGUUUUACUGGACGUGAGGGCUCCAAGGGUGAAGCCGGAGACUGUGAACCAGGCGUUGGGCCAGCAGGAGAUCCGGGUCUGCCCGGACCACCAGGCGAGCCUGGCUAUCCUGGUUUGGACGGUGAACGAGGUGUGCCCGGACCAAUGGGCCUAACGGGAGAGAAAGGUGGACCAGGUGUACCAGGAUUCCCCGGUCCAGAAGGCCCUGCUGGUAGCGUUGGACAGAAGGGAGACGGUGGCUACCCAGGUCUUGAUGGUCAGCCAGGUCUCCAGGGAAGACCAGGAUCCUCCGGCGGGAAGGGAGAGACGGGAGAAUCAGGCAUACCAGGUGUAGCUAUUCAGGGACCUCCAGGUUUGAAUGGACAGCCAGGUUUGGAUGGCCGACCAGGAGAGAAGGGAGACCGUGGAUCCGCCGGUGCACCAGGUCCUUGCCGUCCUAGGAAUGAUUCGCUGAUUGUUGGACCAAUGGGUCCCGACGGUGACAAGGGAAAUGCUGGCUACCCUGGCAUCCCCGGACGUGAUGGCUACCCUGGUACCCCUGGAUCUAAGGGUGAACUUGGUGGGACAUGCAAUGCAUGCAGCAAGGGAGGAAAGGGUGAGAAGGGAACGUCAGGUUUCGAUGGUCGCCCCGGAGCGCCCGGUGACAGAGGUAUGGGUGGUGAGAAGGGUGACAUAGGAUCUCGAGGAGAGGAUGGAAUACCAGGUGCUUCGGGCCGCCCAGGCCAGCCGGGCUUGAACGGCAUUGAUGGUCGACCAGGUAGCAAGGGAGACAAGGGUGAACCAACGUACGUUCCAGGAACCCUCUCUAAAGGAGACAAAGGCGAGAGUGGUUUUGAUGGCAGGCCCGGAGGCUCAGGAGAACCCGGACCCCGUGGCCCACCAGGUCUAGAUGGUAUGCCUGGCCUUGAGGGACUACCAGGUAUCAAGGGUGAGUCCGGACUCCCGGGACGUCCGGGUGCAGAGGGCCGCAGCGGUCUUCCCGGCCUGGAUGGAUUUAAUGGAACCAAGGGUGACCCAGGUCAACAGGGUGACAUGGGCCCACCAGGACCUCGUGGAUCCGUCGAUCAGAUUCUGGCAAUCAAGGGCGAGCCAGGUCUGGACGGUCUGCCCGGACCCAGGGGAGAUGAGGGCGAGAAAGGUGUACGAGGACUGACGGGACCACGUGGUGAACACGGACAAGAUGGCCGCCCCGGAGCAGCCGGAAGACCUGGUUCAUCUGGUAAUGAUGGUCUUCCAGGAUUACCAGGAUUGCCAGGAAUGAAGGGAAAUCAGGGAAUACCAGGAGUCGGACUGCCUGGCGAAAAGGGAGACAAUGGACCAGCAGGAGAACGGGGAUUCCCUGGACCACCCGGUGGACCUGGCCGUGACGGCGAGCGUGGAUUCCCUGGUCCAGCAGGGCCGAAGGGUGAUCGUGGCUUUAACGGCGUGCCAGGGCCAUCUGGCGGUAUAGGAGUCAAGGGUGAACCAGGACCUUACGGUGUGCGUGGCCAGAAGGGCGAGUCUGGACUUCCUGGUCUUGAUGGACUCAAGGGCGAUCAUGGUGAGAAUGGCGGUCCAGGUUUUGACGGGCUGCCCGGCCGCCCCGGUGAUAAGGGAGAUGCGGGCCUACCCGGCCUUGAUGGACCUGUGGGAGAGAAGGGUUACCCUGGCCGCGGUGGACCAUCGGGCCGUGACGGACUACCCGGGUUGCCAGGACUGCCAGGAGCAAAGGGUAGCCCAGGACUGAGUGGACGUCUGGGUGAACCAGGAACACCAGGUCGUGAUGGUUUGCCAGGAUUCCCAGGCGAAAAGGGAGGCAGAGGAAUGGGCGGGUUGGAUGGCCUCCCAGGCCUCAGCGGACCCAAAGGUAGCAGCGGAGAUCCAGGUAUUUCCGGUCGCGAUGGUGUUAAAGGUGAACCAGGAUCCGUUGCACGAGAGGGAGAACCUGGAGAGAAUGGCUUCCCAGGAGCCCCGGGUAGAGCAGGAGCACCGGGACUGCCAGGACUUGACGGACAGCCAGGUGGUAAGGGAGACAGAGGCGAGCCAGGCUUUGGACCAGAGGGACCUAGCGGAGAAUCAGGCAGACCCGGACAGGAUGGGCUACCCGGCCUGCCAGGUCUUCCCGGCAUGAAGGGAGUCGCAGGCAUGCCUGGGUUCCCGGGCACGUCCGGAUUAAAGGGUGAUGUCGGACCCAGCGGACCGGCCGGACUGCCCGGAAGAGACGGAUUUCCCGGAGCGAAGGGCGCUCGCGGUAACGACGGCUAUCCGGGUAUCGACGGCAUGAAGGGAGACAGCGGCUUGGCGGGACUACCGGGAUUACGGGGACCGGAAGGACCGAGUGGAAAUCCGGGACUGCCAGGUCGCGACGGUGCGCCCGGAAACUGGGGACAGAAGGGAGAGGGAGGCAUACCCGGUGGCCCAGGAUCCGACGGUCUUCCCGGUCUGGACGGCGAACCAGGACUUCCGGGAGAUUACGGUGAACCGGGAGAGUCGGGACUUCCGGGCCGUGAAGGCCUGCCAGGUCUGGCGGGAUUGAAGGGCGACUCAGGACGCGACGGUCUUCCAGGAAGAGACGGCGAGCCAGGAAGACGCGGAGAUUCAGGAAUCGACGGCUUCCCUGGUGUCAAGGGUGAAGCAGGUCUUCCGGGACUGGGUGUGGCGGGAGAUAAGGGUGAUGCGGGCCGUCCCGGUCGGGAUGGUGUACCAGGAAGGCCAGGAGCUAAGGGAGAUGACGGACAGGAUGGUCUUCCCGGAUUGCCAGGUCUACCAGGCGCAGAUGGGCUUUCCGGCAGAGAAGGCAGAAAGGGAGACUCGGGACUGCCCGGACCAUCAGGCUUCCCAGGACAAGACGGAGAGCCAGGCACCUCAGGACGUGACGGUCUACCCGGUCUACCAGGCGUUAAGGGAGAUAGAGGUUACAAUGGCCGCGACGGAGAACAGGGCGACUGUGGACCAGGAGGUCAAGAUGGGCUAAAUGGACUCGAUGGACAAGAUGGAGAGCGCGGUGACUCGGGUCGUAGCGGACUGCCAGGCAGAGAUGGUGCUAAGGGUGAUCGUGGCAGCGAUGGUCUUCCAGGCUUGCCGGGAGUAAAGGGUGAUUUCGGAUUGAGAGGACUCAAGGGAGAACCGGCACCAGGACCUCAGUUUGACAAGGGUGCGAAGGGCGAUUCAGGAUAUCCGGGUCUCGAUGGACCUAAGGGAGAAUCUGGUCGUGACGGAUCCCCAGGAUUCCCAGGAUUGGCUGGAGGGAAGGGCGAUUCAGGAUUGCCAGGAGUGGAUGGACUUCCAGGCCCACGUGGUCUUCCUGGUCUAGAUGGACCACCAGGAGAACAAGGCUUGCCAGGUACCCGUGGACCCUUGGGAGAGCCGGGCCGAGCAGGUCGACCAGGAAACGUGAUUCCCACAGGCUUCAUGCUUGUUCGACACAGUCAGACCACUUCGACGCCCAUCUGCCCACAAAACAUGGUCAAGCUGUGGGAGGGAUACAGCUUGCUCUACAUCGAAGGCAACGAGAAGGCGCAUCAUCAGGAUCUUGGUUAUGCUGGUUCUUGUCUGCAAAGGUUCAGCACUAUGCCAUUCGUCUUCUGCAAUUUUAACAGCGUCUGCAACUAUGCAUCGAGAAACGACAAAUCCUACUGGCUGUCCACUAACCAGCCUAUUCCUAUGAUGCCGGUCAUGGAGACGGCGAUUCAGCCAUACAUCAGUCGCUGCACCGUGUGCGAGUCUCAGGCUAACACAAUUGCCGUGCACAGCCAGUCGAUGAUGAUCCCAGACUGCCCAGGAGGAUGGCAAGGUCUUUGGAUUGGUUACAGUUUCGCCAUGCACACUGCUGCGGGAGGCGAGGGAGGUGGCCAGUCCCUGUCCAGCCCAGGUAGUUGCCUGGAAGAUUUCCGCUCUACUCCAUUCAUCGAGUGCAACGGCGCUCGCGGUAGUUGCCACUAUUUCGCGAAUAAACUUAGCUUUUGGUUGACGACCGUGGGCGAGGACGAUCAGUUCUCUAUACCGCAGUCGCAGACGCUGAAGGCAGGUAGCCUACGACAGCGGGUGAGUCGAUGCCAGGUCUGCAUGAAGAUCGUGCGCUAGUCACGUGGUGACACGACGGUCGAUAUGUAAAAUAGCUGUUACACCAAAGACUGAAGACAGUGUCAUCGAUAAAAGGCCUAUAAACGUGUAUAAUAUCAUAGGUGUAUUGCAUGCCAGAAAACGUUGUUUUAACUGCAAUGCGAUGGAGUUUUUAUGUCCAUUAUCAAAAGCUUGUUAUACCUAGAGAAGAUCGUGAAUUCAAUGGUGCUAUAUUUUAGGCAUUUAUACAUGUACCUGUUGUUUUUUACAUUGUAGAUGCUUGCAGGCUUCAAACAAAUUAUGUGUAAUUUUAAGCUGAAUAUAUUGCGAUAAUGAGCUCGUUUGUGUCGUAGCAUGAAAGCAGUCAAACGUUUUUUUGGUCAUGUUAACGAAAGAAGAUACUAGCUAGUCAAACUAAUCAAAACGGUACUUCUACGUAAAUCGGUAUUAGUGUGUGUCCAGGUUGCGAGUUAGUCAACUAUUAGAUAAUGCUUUCGUAAGUCAUAUUUCAUGUUGUUUUACAACAUUUGCAUUUAUUUUUCGUCUUCUCGGCCAUGAUUUAAAGUUGUGGGGCAUUCGGAAUGAACUAAAGGCCACAGAGAAUUGGUGAGCGUGUGUUGCCUAGCAUGCGAGCGCUCAGUCUCACGUAAAUAAUAUAGUCAGUCCUUGAAGACAUCCAGCAAGCACUGAGACCUACAACCAGCUGAAUUAGUGCUACGUCUCAUUUGCCCUUGAGUUCUAUCAAACUCUGUUGCCUGAUAUAACGGUCGAUCGUUUAUAUCACAUUACUUGUUUUAUAUAUAUAUGUAAAGGGUAUUAAUAGACUUGAAGACUUAAAGUGACAUUUAGGGGGUGACUGGGCACGUCGCAGUCAAUUCUAGCAAUUCUCGGUCCCGCAAACCGAGUGAGCUCGUACCAAAUCGCUAUGCAUUUCUCUAUAUAUACAGUUGUUAAAAUAGUGACUCGAAACAUUUUUUUAUAAGUGCCAGUCUUUGCAUUUAAGAGUGAACGAUGGAGAAGUGCAAGAGCUCAUUUAGUUACGACUGAAAACCUCCAGAAUUGUCAGGACGUUUACAUUAUACGCCUGUGCUGAGUACGCGGUGUGAGUGGCAAACCUGCAUGUACUUAUGUGAAAUCUUCGUGCAUUUAUAGGAAAGACGAGGCCCGGCCAUUUUAAAUCAUCGCGCAUUACUAGAAGACGCGUCGACGACUUUCUCCUAGAAUUAAAUAAUUAUAUAUAUUUUUAAAUUCAAACCAACCUCAUUUUCAAUCGAAUAAAAUCAGGGUUGUGCAAUGAAUGGUUGUGCGUUUAUUUUUAGGUUCUAAAAUAUUGUCGAAACGCUCCUGUUAUGGUGGAUGCUUUCAAAAUUUGACUGACUUACACUCUACAGUCAUGCUGGCACGUAAUCGCUGGAUGUGGGCCAAUGCAGCAAGGCAUUCGGUGUGUAGCUGCAGUUGGCUACUGUAAUCCAUCUCGGCAUUACGGUAUUGUGUCGUUCAUUACUCUACGACAUAGUUUGAGGUCUUUUUGAUUGGUAUUGGUCCAACGCAACGCUAGAUAUAAAGCAAGGAAUCAUUAUUACCGGGAGCACGGUCUACUGCCAGCUAAUAUGUACAGCUUUGUAAACUACCCACCAGUGAAAUAAAAUCACUGUUCCCAGAACACGA
This is a messenger RNA of Priapulus caudatus, 7009 nucleotides long. Its product is annotated as collagen alpha-2(IV) chain-like. Gene Ontology annotation, cellular component: collagen trimer. Bases 206 to 5362 code for a protein of 1718 amino acids. Gene Ontology annotation, molecular function: extracellular matrix structural constituent. The record is from RefSeq and is a predicted model, not a curated record. NCBI's taxonomy places the organism in Eukaryota, Metazoa, Priapulida, Priapulimorpha, Priapulimorphida, Priapulidae. The transcript is spliced from 42 exons.